Coregonus sp. 'balchen' is the source of this 7069-nucleotide messenger RNA. The record is from the annotation of a GenBank genome assembly. NCBI's taxonomy places the organism in Eukaryota, Metazoa, Chordata, Actinopteri, Salmoniformes, Salmonidae.
AUUUUGUCUAUUAAAUAUGACCUCGUUACCGUCACCCCAGUACCCAGCAUCAAGCUCAGCAUGUAGGAUAUUACCUGGGGAUGGGGGUCAGGUGAGUUUCUUCACAUCACCAUAAGCCAAAGGCAUGUGGACCUAAGGCACAAUAACCACAACCUUAGUUAGGAGAAGGUAUCUUUAUUUCUGCUACAGCUAAUGCAGGUCAUGUCUCUGUUUGUGGCAGGUGCAGUCCCAAAGCCCCUCUCCUGCAGAUUCUGCGUGUGGCCGGAGCCCAGGAGGACAUCUUCACCCUCAAGGAGGUAAGCUGACACUGUUGACAUGGUAACAGCCCAAUCAGAUAGAUGUAGACAUAUUGCGCUUAUCAAUACUUAAUAAAGAGCUAUAUAGCAAACUAUAUAUUUAAUGUGUGUGUCAGGUGAUGCACUACCUUGGCCAGUACAUCAUGGGGAAGCAACUGUAUGAUAAACAGAGACAGUACAUAGUGCACUGUCAGGACGACCCACUGGGAGAACUGCUGGAGGUCGAGAGCUUCUCAGUCAAAAACCCCAGGUGAGCACACACACAAACGCUCUGUACACAUUACGCUUACGCUGUACACUUAACACUUCAGCUGGAGUCUACCAUCACACAUUCACAUUUUAAUCAAAAUUGUCCUCUGGUUUGCAGUCCAGUCUACGAGAUGCUGAAGAAGUAUUUAGUUGUGCAGAAUUGUGCGGGUAAGUGAUGCCUCCGGUGCUACUUGGGAGAUGUCCCUUGGAAAAUACAUUUUAUUGCAUUGAAUGAACCUGGCUCAACUAGGUGGAAAAUAUUAGGCUAUGCUAAUGCAAUGCUGCUUUGUCUGUAUGCAGCCAAAAGUUCUGGAUUGAGUGUGGGGAGGACUGUAAUGAUUGUUGACAUGACAACCAUUUACAUCUUUCUCUUCUAUUUUUCCUCUGGUGCACAGUCAAAACAGAUAAUUUUACAUUCUUUGAUAGGUUUUGAUUCAUUUGGGCCUUUAUGAAUGUUGAAGCUGUAAAAAUUAGUGUUUUGGUACCAACCAGAUAAGAAUCUGUCUCUAUUUUAUUAAGUCUUUCUUUCUUUGAUCUACUCCAUAAAUUCUGGUUGGAGGUAAAAGGUGUGCAUGUGUAAACCUGGAUCUCUUGACGUGUGUGUGGAGGUGUUUAACUCCUCAUUUGCCCUGCAGAAUUAUUUGAAGAAUCUAGAGCUACAGUGUACAUAUUGUGUUGAAUGGUUUGUCAGCGUUGUGUCAGCCUUUGUGUGUGUUGAGUGUGGUAAUUAAUGGGCAGGGUGUGUUACUGUAUCUCAUUCUGAAACACAGACGCUGCAGAGGGUCUUUCUGUGGGCCUUGAGUGUGUAGAGGGCGGAGUGGAGGACCGCGGUCAGGUAAAGCUGAAGCAUGGUGCUCCGGAGAAACAGGGAUGCUCAAGCUCACCACACACAACCCCUCAGGGUAGCUCAAUCAGUCUACUCACAGAGCCCAAUGAAUCACUGCAGAUCUUCAGCUCAGUUUUAUCAAAAGUUCAGUCUAAAUUUAAUGAGCCAUGCACUCAGCUUCACUGUUUUGAGAUAUCAAUUGAUCUGGCCAACUGAUUUUGUAGUCAUUAACCAUGCUAUCAAAGUUGGAAUCCAACCAACUGGUUUUGAAAUUAUUAAAUGAGUAACUGCAUUGGGAAUGUAGAGCAGUUGUGUGUUGGGAGGGGAGGGCCGCUGUCUCCGCUGGUGUUUAUGUGUACAGAGUGGCACCGUCUCUGUACAUCCCCAUCUCUGGCCUGGCCUGGUGGAGCUCCAACACACCACACUGCCGGACCCACCAGCACCACUCAGAGCAUGGGGGGCAGAGUCACUGUCUCUGUCUGUCUCAGUUCUCUUCUCUGCCCUGAACCUGCUGGAGGAACACAGCUCCUGAUCCGGUCACGGGCCUCACACCCACUCCCCCAUCUACCCCUUCCCCUCUCUACCCACCCCACACCUGCCCCUUCCCACACCUACCCCUUCAUGCAAAAUCUGCCCCCCCUCUCUUCUGCCCAAACUGCAAACCCCACUUCCCUGACUCCCCAACACCCGAACUGCCCUUCUCCCCUUACAUCAACACCCCAAUUGUCCCUUACCCCCACACCCUGACUGCCCCUCUCCCACACUGUAAAUGUUCUCUCCUUCCUCCAUGUUGAACCCACCUUGUUUUCACUCAACAUUAGUCACCAUUAGGCCAAUAGUGGAUAUUGGGAGUUUAUAGUGAGAUGUGACUAGAGAGAAUAAUAAAUGUUGAUCAUAUGGAUACUGAUCAUUAGGUUUGUAAUUAUCUGACUGCAUCUUUUGUUGAGAAAGGGCAUGCAGAAAUCACUGACUGAUAUUAUACAUUAAAAAUAUCAAUUCCCUCAGUCUUUCUUUCUAUUUGUCAAUUGCAAUAAACAAUGUGGAAGGAUUGGCUCCUCUUCAACAAGAAAUGCAUGCAGACCAAUUAAAGGUGUAGUCACUUGUCAUUUAAUCACUGCAUCAUGUUGAAUAGUAUUCCAGCUUGUAUGUGAUCAUGGAUUCAGAUUCAGAAGAGUGAAUGCUGCGUCUGUGGUGUGGUCUGUCCAUACUUAUGCUUGUCCGGUUCAUACACAGACAACGUUAUAAUUCCAGAAUCAUUUAGACAGUUAGUUGUCACUCUAUUAUGUCUCCUUUCAUUUUCACCCUUUCUCUGAAUGUGUGUGGCUCUGUUGUCCUGUCUCUCUCUCUCUCUGUCUGUCUGUAUGUGGCUGUCCACUGCUCCAGCCCCUACUCUCCCAGUACCCAUGGCCCUGCUCCACUGUCCUUCCCUUCACCCACCCACUCCAAUCUGCCCCCACCCUCACCCUGACCACCAGGCCGUGCUGUGAGGGAGCUGUGGUUCCACCAAGUGCCCAGUUUUUGUUCUGUUAUCUGAUUGGCUCUCGUCCUCCCCUCCUACUUGUGUAGGUGUGUGGGGGUCUGGCCAAGGCAGGCCUGGGAGUGGCCAGUGACGGGGCCUUCCCCCUGCAGACCCUGUCUCAGAGACGACCCCGGGAGCCAGACGAAGGUACACACAUGGCUACAACUGAUAUGUUAUUUAGUCCUAACCCCCUUUGGCACCUCCAUCAGACACUUUAGAUGGCUUGCCCCGGUCAGCCUGCAAACGGCCCAAGCUCGACGUCACCCUGGACGAGUGGGACCUCUCGGGGCUGCCCUGGUGGUUUCUGGGUAAUCUGCGUAACAACUAAAGUCGCAGGAGCAACGGCUCUACAGACAUCCACACUAAUCAAGUAAGAACACAGAGUUAAUGCCGUUUACUCUAGUCAGUUUAUUUUCUUGUCGAGAGGCUAAAGUCAGGUAGCAUAGUCGCACAGUGAUGAGGUCAAAUCAAAUUUUAUUUGCCAAAUGUACCGAAUACAACAGGUGUAGACAUUACAGUGAAAUGCUGAUUUACAAGCCCUUAACCAACAAUGUAGUUAAAAAAAAAAGAAAAAGUGUUAAGUAAAAAAAAAAAAAAAGCAAAUAACUAAAGAGCAGCAGUAAAAUAACAGUAGGGAGGUUAUAUACAGGGGGUACCGGUACAGAGUCAAUGUGCGGGGGCACCGGCUAGUAAUUGAGGUAAUAUGUACAUGUGGAUAGAGUUAAAGUGACUAUGCAUAAAUAAUAAACUGAGUAGCCCCCUUGUAUAUAGUCCGGGUAGCCAUGAUUAGCUGAUCAGGAGUCUUAUGGCUUGGGGGUAGAAGCUGUUGAGAAGCCUUUUGGACCUAGCAGAAACAUUAUGUACAGAAUAAAUUACAAAUAACGCGAAAAAACACAGAUAAUAGUACAGUUGGUUAGAGGGCUGUAAAACGGCAGCCAUCUUCUCCGGCGCCACUUGAUGUAUUAUCCUGACUGAGGGAUCAGCUGAAGCUCGCAUCCGUUACAAGACCAUGGUGCUUGCCUUUGGAGCAGCGAGGGGAACGGCACCUCUGUACCUUCGGGCUCUGAUCAGUCCCUACACCCAAACGAGGGCAUUGCGUUCAUCCACCUCUGGCCUGCUGGCUCCCCUUCCUCUGCGGAAGCAUAGUUCCCGCUCAGCCCAGUCAAAACUGUUCGCUGCUCUGGCACCCCAAUGGUGGAACAAGCUCCCUCACGACGCCAGGACAGCGGAGUCACUCACCACCUUCCGGAGACAUUUGAAACCCCACCUCUUUACGGAAUACCUGGGAUAGGAUAAAGUAAUCCUUCUACCCCCCCACACACACAGCGGAGUCACUCACCACCUUCCGGAGACAUUUGAAACCCCACCUCUUUAAGGAAUACCUGGGAUAGGAUAAAGUCAUCCUUCUACCCCCCCCCCCCCCCCCAAAAAUUGUAAAGUGGUUAUCCCACUGGCUAUAGGGUGAAUGCAUCAAUUUGUGAGUCGCUCUGGACAAGAGCGUCUGCUAAAUGACGUAAAUGUGCCCUUGAGCAAGGCACUUAACCCUAAUUGCUCCUGUAAGUCGCUCUGGAUAAGAGCGUCUGCUAAAUGACUAAAAUGUAAAUGUCCUGCGCAGGAUGAGGACACAGCCAUCGUGUCGGACACAACGGAUGACCUAUGGUUCCUGACAGAGGGAGGGAGUGAACAGGUGAGCGUGGAAAUAGAGGCUGUGCUGGACGAAGGGAUCGGAGGAGAGGGAGAACCACCCGAAGAGGAGGAGGGAGGAAAAGAGAAGGCCGAUAAGGAGGUAGGACUGUGCUCUCCUGUAGUCCCUAUGUUGAGUGGUAAAUUAAUGAUAAUGAUCUUUUCUCUUUAUAGCUAUAGAGUAGAAUUUCAGACUAUGACUGAUGAGUGUCUUUCUGUCUCAUCUCCUCAGAUGCAGGAGGAGCCAGAUGAGGACUCGCAGUGUCUAAGUGACGAUACGGAUAUAGAGAUCUCUACACAGGUCUGUCUCUCCAUCUUUUGUCUGUCUCUCUUUUCUCUCCUUUGUCUCUCUCUGUCUCUGCCUCUCUCUCUGCAUCUCUCUCUUUCUGCCUCUCCCUGUCUCUGCCUCUCUGACUGUCUGUCUCUCUCUGUCUUACAUGACACUGAUAGUUCCUGAUAUCUACCUCUUGUCUCUAACACAUUCUCUAACCCUCCUCAGGAUGCAUGGCAGUGUACAGAGUGCAGGAAGUACAACUCUCCUCUCCAGCGCUACUGCGUACGCUGCUGGGCUCUACGCAAGAACUGGUACAAAGACGUCCCGCAGUUGGUCCACUCACUCUCCGUCCCCGACAUCCCAGCAUGCAGUUCUCUAGCCCUGCACGACGAUGAGGAGGACACCGACACGGGCAUCGAUGUCCCAGACUGCCUCAGGACCGUGUCCGACCCCGUCAUCCUGCCCUCCCACUCCACCCCCGACUGCCCGCUGCCCCCCGGGGCUCCAGGGAAGGGCAAGGGUCCCAGGCCGCGCGGCCUGCCCAGGAAGGAACGACUCUCUGGGGGAGAGAGUCAGGAAAGCUUGGGGAUGGAGGUGGAGGUUAGGCCCGAGGCUCUGUUGGAGCCCUGUAAGCUGUGUCGGAUGCGUCCACGUAACGGGAGUAUUAUACACGGCCGCACGGCUCACCUGCUAACCUGCUUCUCCUGCGCCAAGAGGCUGCACAAGUUCCACGCUCCCUGUCCUGGCUGUGGACAGAUCAUACAGAAGGUUAUAAAGACAUUCGUAGCAUGAGAGGAUUAGAACAUAGAUGUAACGUACAAGGUUAUUUACACCUGGAGAAAGACAUGUACACACCACACUAGCACACGUUUAGUUGGUGUUAAUACAUGCAUACUGUAUACACACACACACACACACACACACACACACACACACACACAGUCAGUUCCACACAGCCGCGUGCCUCAACCCACUCAUACACCCCCAGAGAGACACAGUGUAGCACCUAGUAGAGCAUGUUCCUCUUUGCUGUCUGUUGUAUUGUGUUUGCAUCACACUGCCUCUGAGCUAUGGAGCUAGUAAUGGAAGGUCCAAACCCAGCAACUUAUUCCUUGAAGUAUCAAACCAUAUAGUUUUCUCUGUGCCACAUUUCACGAGUUAUUUGCUACUAAAUGUAAGAUCCUAUGUAUUUAUUUAUUUGAGGGCCAAGCAGCACUGUACAUAUGAAAACGCCGCUGUCAUUGAAGUUCAUUUCGAAAGACAGCGAUUUGUGCGACUCAAGUCUUUGUUUCCGACAGAAGACCAGUGGACACUUGUUUCCUAUUGGCCACUGUUGUAAGUGUCCAGGAAAUGCUCUCUGCCAGUUGUCAGGCCGCUGACAUGUUUGCUGCCAUACGCCAUGUUGUAUUCCUUAAAGAGCUGCAUUCUCUCUCACUAGGUUGUGAUGGUAAGCUAGCUACACGUUGGCUGACUACAGCUCCUCAAGUCAGCGCAGGUAUGGCAUUUUCACUGCCGUGUGUUCAUGGAGCCUCAGAGCCUCUAUGCUAUGGUGGUCCUUCUGUUAGUUAUUCCUUUGUUUUCCUUCUAUCCUUUAUCUGCAGUGUUCUGUCUGUGCUCUUUCUGCUGAGAGUGCUUGUAGAGUUUUGUUUAAGGAUAGCGUUUCACUGCCAAACGUAAUUAAUGUAAUGUUUUUGCUUGUAUGUUAUGUACAGGUUUUUUUGGGUUUUUCUUUUUGUUAUGGACAUGCUGUCUCUGCAGUGUUCUGUCUGCUCUUGAAAAGCUAAGACAAGGGGAUCUAAAGGAGAUGUUUGAUAUGUGCUUAACAUUUUUUCUGCAUUAUUGAUCAUGUUUUGGUUGCGAGGCCUAUUUUUAAGACAAGUCAAUAAGAAACGUCUCCUUUUAAUCUCCUUGUCAGUGUUUUUCAAUAAUAUACGUACCCCCAGGGGAGAAGUCUUUACCCUGCAGCGCUGAUCUCAAUACUUUGUGUUAUUACUGUCCUUGUACUCACAAUGCAAGUCAAUGUACUGGACAGAACUUUUGCCUCUCUGUUCAAAGGCUAGUUGGUAAAAAGUAGUUGAUAUUAACGAUAAUAACCAGUCUGAAAUAUAGCUCAAGAGGUAUGUCUAGAGCCCACAAUGUGGAGUUUGGGCAAAUUAACCCUUUUCAAUAAGGAAUACCUUGGUACACAGGCUAUCAUAUUUCCUUUCCAGAUGAGUAAUUAA